Metarhizium robertsii ARSEF 23 is the source of this 1449-nucleotide messenger RNA. RefSeq names its product Peptidase S1/S6, chymotrypsin/Hap. Gene Ontology annotation, molecular function: serine-type endopeptidase activity. Gene Ontology annotation, biological process: proteolysis. The record is from RefSeq and is a predicted model, not a curated record. The coding region runs from base 1 to 1449 and encodes 482 amino acids. The transcript has 4 exons. NCBI's taxonomy places the organism in Eukaryota, Fungi, Ascomycota, Sordariomycetes, Hypocreales, Clavicipitaceae.
AUGGUUUCCAGUGUGUUUGCGGUCGCCCUUGCGGCGUCGGCAGUUCAAAUGGCUAUUGCACGACCGGCAGAUGCUUCUAUCAAUGUCGUCGGCGGGUCAAAAGACGACGGGAAACAGGUUCCUUCUAUUGUUGCUCUGCAGAGAGAGGUACCGCAGAAGAGGCAGGGGGUACCGCAGGAGGGGCCACGAUUCUUUUGCGGCGGCUCACUUGUGCGCAACAAUUUUGUCGUCACGGCGGCUCAUUGUGUCAGUGAACUUAAGACGGCUAAAGGUUUAAGCGUUCGCGCCGGAUCGCUAUCUCCAUCAAAAGGUGGCACCGAGGUUCAAGUAUCUAGGAUCUUCGUUCACCCCAAUUUUGAUCUCCAGAAAAUCGACAAUGAUGUUGCUAUCUUGCAGCUAGAAAAACCAGUAGACAUUGAAUUGGCCCGCUUGCCGGCGAAUGGCUCUGACCCUGCACCGGGAUCUCAGGCAAGCGUACAUGGCUGGGGAGCAACGACAGAAGGUGGACAACCUUCUGAUACAUUGCUAACAGCUGCGUUCCCGGUAAUAAGCCGUGCUAAUUGCCGGGAAUUACUUGGAAAGGGGUUAGUGACUGAGAAUAUGUUUUGCGCCGGUCUACCAGAAGGUGGCAAAGAUGCUUGCCAGGGAGACAGUGGUGGUCCAAUAAUUGAUUCACAAGGAAUUUUGAUUGGCGUCGUGUCAUUUGGCAACGGUUGUGCCAGACCCAACAAUCCUGGCGUCUACACCAGACUGGGUGCAUAUAUUCUGGACUUUAUUGAGCCAAUCAUAGGUCCUUCUGGAUCAAACGGUACUUCUGGUUCGAAUGGCGGUUCCGGUUCAAAUGGAGGCGGCUCUGGUUCAAAUGGCGGCGGCUCCGGUUCAAAUGACGGUUCUGGGUCGAAUGACGGCUCUGGUUCGAAUGGCGGCUCUGGUUCAAACGACGGUACUGGUUCAAAUGGCGGCUCUGGGUCGAAUGACGGUUCUGGCGGCUCUGGUUCAAAUGGCGGCGGCUCCGGUUCAAAUGACGGUUCUGGGUCGAAUGACGGCUCUGGUUCGAAUGGCGGCUCUGGUUCAAACGACGGUACUGGUUCAAAUGGCGGCUCUGGGUCGAAUGACGGUUCUGGUUCAAAUGGUGGCUCUGGUUCGAAUGGUGGUUCUGGAUCAAAUGGUGGCUCUGGUUCGAAUGGUGGUUCUGGAUCAAAUGGCGGUUCAGGAUCAAACGGCGGUUCUGGAUUAGAUGGAUUGGAUGCUAUUAUUGUUCCGUUUAUUCCAAACGGUGGUUCUGGGUCAAAUGGUGAUUCCGGAUUCAAUGGUGAUUCUGGAUUGAAUGGUCCUUCUGGAUCGAAUGGUGGUUCUGGGUCGAAUGGUGCUGGAUCGAAUGAUGGUUCUGGAUCAAAUGAUCCUUUUGGGUUCAAUAGUGGUUCUGGUUCGAAGGGCAAUUCUUUCUAG